UCCCUCCUCUGUUUCUCUCUCUUUGCUGUCAAAACACACGCGCAUUGUGCACUGCCGCCUUUCUCAGUCUGCUCGUAAUCUCCGUCGACUCAACGAUGACCGGCGACCAACGGAGAAUGUCCAUAGACGGCGAGAACGUGCAGCUACCUAUCAGUCCUAAGGCACUAGCUGUGCAUGAUCCACCAAAGUUCAAUCAAGGAGGUCAGAUUAAUUCCUCUGUUUUUGCUGGAGACCGCGACACGAUGCAAAAUGGAGCUGCUGAGGCAGUUAUCUGCAAUUCCAAGAAACUUCAAGAUGCAAUGCAGGAGAUUGGUCUAAAAAUUAAACACCAUGAAGAUAAUAUCAAAUUCUUAAAGGCUCAGAAGAACAUAUUGGAUGAUUCAAUUUUAGACACACAAGUUGCUCUUGGCAGGUAUCAAUCAGCAAGUGAACCUGGUUCUGAAAAUAAGGAAUCUUCCAAUAGGCGGAAUGAAGAGGAGAUCAUUGAACGAAUUCUAAAACAUGAUAAAUCUGCAGCUGGCAUCUAUUGCCAGCUGAAAACUCAUCAUGGACCUCAGGUUACUCAUCUUCCGUUACUGAAGGACGUGAUAGGAAUUGUUGCUUUGCUUGGGAAGGUUGAUGACGAUAAUCUCAGCAGGUUGCUCUCAGAUUAUCUGGGGCUAGAAACCAUGUUAGCAGUUGUUUGCAAGAAACCUGAUGGAAUUAAAGCACUGGAAACUUAUGAUAAGGAAGGUUUUAUAAACAAAAGUUCUGGUCUCUAUGCCCUUGGAGCUUCAAUUGGUAGGGCUUUGGAUGCCCGAUUUCUUGUUAUCUGUCUUGGGAACUUAAGAUCAUAUGAAGGUGCAUUCAUUGCUGAUGACCCUCAGAGGAGGCUAGCUUUAAUGAAGCCAAGAUUGCCCAAUGGGGAAACUCCUCCUGGUUUCCUUGGUUUUGCUGUUAAUAUGAUCAAUAUUGACAGUGCGAACUUAUAUUGUGCUACAAGCACUGGUCAUGGCUUGAGAGAGACUCUCUUCUAUAAACUCUUCUCACGGUUGCAAGUAUACAAAACAAGGACAGAGAUGCUGCAGGCACUAACUGUCAUAACACAUGGAGCCAUAUCUUUGGAUGGUGGGAUUAUAAAGAGUAAUGGUGUAUUUGCCCUAGGCAACAGUGAAGUAGAGGUCAAAUUUCCAAAGAGUUCCGGAAGGUCAAAUCUGCCUGAAAACUAUUUUGAUACUGAGAGCCGGUUGAAAGAGCUGAAGUGGAAAAGGGAUAGAUUUCUGGAAGAUUUACAUAGAGAACAAACAUUGCUGGACCAUGCAAAGUUCAACUUUGAAAUAAAGAAGCAGGAGUUUGUCAAGUUUCUUGCACACAGCUCAUCCUUUGCUACCCCGCAAAAGUUUCCGGCAGUAGGGGAGCGGUCGACCCCGAUAUCAUGAUUGCGUGGGAAAUUUUAGUCCAAUUCUAGUAUUAGACAGGAGGAAGCUUUAUCAGUGAAUUCAAAGUUACAACUUUAAUUUAUAGUCUGGACAAUGCUCUCUUGGAUUGCAAGGAUUAUAUGUGCAGUUAUAUGUUAUCCUUGUUUGGGUCAAUUUUAGAUUUGGACGACUUAUGUCUGUCUGAUUAUUCUUUAGGUCAAUUUUCAAAAUGGAUCACUCACUCAGGACAGGCUACCCUUUUCUCCUUAUAACUUCUUUUAUGUAUAGAAUGUGCAUCAACUGUACAGUCGUGUUAGCUUGUAAAUUCUCUUGAUACUUAAAGGUUGAA
Messenger RNA from Nicotiana tabacum (common tobacco), 1746 nucleotides. RefSeq names its product protein DEFECTIVE IN MERISTEM SILENCING 3. The record is from RefSeq and is a predicted model, not a curated record. Lineage: Eukaryota; Viridiplantae; Streptophyta; Magnoliopsida; Solanales; Solanaceae.